CAGAAGAAAUCUCUCGUUUGACCAAAGUGUUUCGUGAAAAGCUUUACAGAAACGGAUUGUGAGUUUUCCACGAUGCGGCAUAAAUUCCUGUAUUCUAUCUUGUUCUUAAUAGUCUUUGCACUGACACAUCAAUCGAUUGAAUCGAAGAAAGUGGUAAUACACGUCCCUUAUCGGGUAAAAAAUGUGAAACAUACACAUACGAUCUAUAAGAUAAUUUCAGAUCAUCAUCAUGGAAAACAUAAAAGUGAUGAAGAUUAUUAUUACGAAGAUUAUUAAAAAUGUGUAUUUUUUUAAGACUUUAUAGAUUAUGUAAUUCAUAAAUAGAGCAAAAAACAGUCAUUAGAUUUUUAUUAACAAUAAGUACAAUGUAUCUAGCGGUUUUUUCAUUUUAUAUUGUGUAGUAAGUGCGUACUAUUACUAUGUUUAUAUUUAUAAAUAAAUGACAUGUAAAUACAAAA
This is a messenger RNA of Wasmannia auropunctata (little fire ant), 458 nucleotides long. RefSeq lists its product as uncharacterized. Lineage: Eukaryota; Metazoa; Arthropoda; Insecta; Hymenoptera; Formicidae. The coding region runs from base 73 to 276 and encodes 67 amino acids. The record is from RefSeq and is a predicted model, not a curated record. The transcript is spliced from 3 exons.